Vespa crabro (European hornet) is the source of this 2386-nucleotide messenger RNA. RefSeq names its product protein suex-1-like. Lineage: Eukaryota; Metazoa; Arthropoda; Insecta; Hymenoptera; Vespidae. The record is from RefSeq and is a predicted model, not a curated record. The coding region runs from base 1707 to 2054 and encodes 115 amino acids. The transcript has 4 exons.
GUAGAGUAUACACAGUGUUCCGUUGAGUUUCAUCGUCGAAGAGACACUUUUCUUUUACUUUUUUUCAAAAUAAUGUUUGACUUCACACAUUGAACGACAUGGCAGUACACUUUAACGUUUAUAAUAUAUAUCUUUCUGGGAUAAUUUCACUCACUUCGAAUGAUGUUUCACGAACGAUAUAAAAAAGAAACAAAUAAUGCACGGAUUUUUCAUAAAGAAUUAUCAAACAUUUAAAUGUUCGAACGACAAGCCAACGAAGAGAUUUAAUUUGACAAUAAUUCUUGUCGAAUAUUAGAAAUGUAAUGUUCACGAGUCGACGUCAGUCUUAGAACUGAAGAAUGGUAUAUGAUUAGAGAGAACAAAAUUUUGCAUAAUAUCGGAAAGAAAUGUCGAGAGAGUUUCUCUUCAAUUACACGCAUCCACUUGUUGAUUUGCAACAACUGAAGCGGCACGAUGUACUUACUACGUCCAAAGGGAAACUUUUAAGACUGACGAACUAGCUAUAUCGACUUUUCUUGAAUAGCAUAAAAUGUUAUAUAUCACGGUUGGCUUAACAAAAGAACUUUUUCUUAAUUUCGUAGUCCCACUCAUAAAAUCUAUCUGUGCGAAACUUAUAUUCUAUAAUAAUUUUUUGGUUGUUAAGAAAGAACGUUCUCGAGAAGGAAACUUUCCCCUUCUCGUGCUCUCUCUUUCUCUAAACUCUAAGUUCAGUUUUAAUCUAUAUAUUUAUUUAUAUAUUCAAUAAUGUUUUCUAUUGAUCAUAGAUUCAAACGACGAAUAGGAAAAAUAGGGAAAGAUAUUUAAUUUCACUUGGUUUUUCAUCGUAAUCGAGCGAAAGUCGAUUUAUUUAUUAUCAUUUAUUGGAAAUUAUAGAAAAACGUGAGAGAAAAAUUCCGAAGAAAGUAAUUAAAUUUUUUUUCUAGAUUGAUCGAAAGAAACGACCCCGAUGACAACGAUUGUGGAUGGAUAUUUCUGUUCUUACAUUCUGGAAUUACAUCAUUUUGCUUCGGUAAUAAUGGAAGGAAAAAAGAAAGGAAAAAAAAAAAAAACAAAGGAAGAGACAUUCACGAUGUUUUGCGAAAGUUUGACAUAAAUGACGUUCAACGAUUCGAAACGUACGAAUUGCCAUGCCCUGGUCUUUUUCUCGAUUAUGAAUGUCUGCCUGAAGAACGAAUUACGUUCAAUCGGAUACCUUCCGAAUCGACUUUCGUAAGCACCGCAGCUAUUUAACUUAUUCUCCUAGCUGGAGAAAGUUUGCGCCACUGGCUGUGUACCCGCCUGUGUGGAUAUCAGUUUCCUAAUCCGGUGCUACAAAACCUCCCGGAAUCAAAGAAGGAAAGAGAAGAAAAAAAAAACUAGCUCUCUAUAUUCUGAUAAAACAGAAACUCCGAUACUUAUUUUUACGUUUGAAACAACAUACCGAUAUAUAUAUACACGUAGACGAAUUGAAUUCCGCGUUCAAGUCUCUACCUUUGAAUCAAAUCUUUAAAUGAUCAGUCUUUGAUACAGGUGAUUACGUGGUUCAAUACUAUUCUCUAGAUAGGACCAGUUUCACGAUCUUGUUAGCCACAUUAGAUGAAUGUAAAUACACACAGAUCUUAGAAUUUACCGUAUCCUGAUGGAACGAGUUACAUGACAACAACUUGGUAUAAAAGAAGUGUCAACUUUCCGUGUUCACGUUAGUUCAACGGUACACGUAUCUUAAUAUGAAGCUAUUGUUGCUUCUUGGAUUGAUCAUUCUGGUCUUUGGCCAGGAAACAAUUGUCUCUACGAGAUCUAACGACAAUAAGGAGAUAGAACAGCAAGCAACAACGAUACUCCAAGUACAACCAAACAGUCAAGAAGGCGAGGCCAACAGAAAAUUAACAAAGAGAAGCUUUGGUUGGGGUCCUUGGGGAUACGGAGGUGGUUAUGGUGGUUAUGGUGGUUAUGGUUGGCCUUGGUAUGGUGGAUGGGGUGGUGGAUGGUAUAGUGGUUGGUAUCCUGGCUGGCCUUGGUGGUACGGUGGUUAUGGAGGUUGGUAUGGUCAUGGUGGAUGGUACAAAAAAUGGUAAUCUAUGAAAUAUGAGCAGAUUAUCAUUAAAAAAAUACAUGUGGGUCAUCAUAUUCCCUAUAAUGAUGUCUAACUAUCGAAGAGAAGUUUAAUUCGUAAUCGUGUUUACAUCUUUAAUGAAAGGAAAAUAAUUAGAAGAUCAAUUUGAUCGAGAAUAAAUGAAAAUGACGAUCCUCUAGUUAAAUUUUAACAUGUAAAGUUAACUAAUGAAUAAGUUCAAUAUCAUUGUUUACGCAUCAUCAUGUUUAUAUAUAUACAUAUAUAUAUAUAUAUAUACAUAAUAUAUAUACAUAUAUCAACUAAUUCAUUUAUAUGUCGCAUGCUGACUAAAUA